Molecule: messenger RNA, 5815 nt
Organism: Gorilla gorilla gorilla (western lowland gorilla)
Lineage: Eukaryota; Metazoa; Chordata; Mammalia; Primates; Hominidae
Gene: SERPINB9
Product: serpin family B member 9
Exons: 7
Coding region: 558-1688 (376 amino acids)
Biological process (GO): negative regulation of endopeptidase activity
Cellular component (GO): cytoplasm
Molecular function (GO): serine-type endopeptidase inhibitor activity
Source: RefSeq, a predicted model, not a curated record
UCCCACUGGAACAUGGAGCUUGGCUGUCACCCGACCUUCGCUUCCUUAAGUAGAAAAGCCCAGGGUUCCAGGCUCUGUCUCCUUUCCCGCAGACGCCUUGUUUCUUCGCGCGGAGGCCCUGGACGCCGCAGGCUCCCAACCUACUUCUCUGGGCUGUCAGGUUCUGAACCCGGUCCUCAAGAGGCCCUGGCGCUCGGGGUGGGUGGGGCCGAGCGCGCGCCUUGGGAACCUGGCUGGCCUCAGGCUGGCGGGAGCAUUCGCGGACAUCGCCCUGGGCGGGGAGGACUGGGGGUACCCUGAUCUGACCCUGCUCCUAGCUCUGACCUCGGCCACCACGCGCGGCGCCCCCGCUGGUCCCGCCAGGCUCCGCCUAAACGCAGAAAGCGUGGGAGGCGCCCGACCCUGCGGUAUAAAAGCGGUGCCUGCAGAGGCCCUAGCGGGAGUCCGCGGCGAGCGCAGCAGCAGGGCCCGGUACUGCGCCUCGGGGAUCGGCGUCCAGGCUCGGAGCGCGGCACGGAGACGGCGGCAGCGCUGGACUAGGUGGCAGGCCCUGCAUCAUGGAAACUCUUUCUAAUGCAAGUGGUACUUUUGCCACACGCCUUUUAAAGGUACUGUGUCAAGAUAACCCUUCGCACAACGUGUUCUGUUCUCCUGUGAGCAUCUCCUCUGCCCUGGCCAUGGUUCUCCUAGGGGCAAAGGGAAACACCGCAACCCAGAUGGCCCAGGCACUGUCUUUAAACACAGAGGAAGACAUUCAUCGGGCUUUCCAGUUGCUUCUCACUGAAGUGAACAAGCCUGGCACACAGUACCUGCUGAGAACGGCCAACAGGCUCUUUGGAGAGAAAACUUGUCAGUUCCUCUCAACGUUUAAGGAAUCCUGUCUUCAAUUCUACCAUGCUGAGCUGAAGGAGCUUUCCUUUAUCAGAGCUGCAGAAGAGUCCAGGAAACACAUCAACACCUGGGUCUCAAAAAAGACCGAAGGUAAAAUUGAAGAGUUGUUGCCGGGUAGCUCAAUUGAUGCAGAAACCAGGCUGGUUCUUGUCAAUGCCAUCUACUUCAAAGGAAAGUGGAAUGAACCGUUUGACGAAACAUACACAAGGGAAAUGCCCUUUAAAAUAAACCAGGAGGAGCAAAGGCCAGUGCAGAUGAUGUAUCAGGAGGCCACGUUUAAGCUCGCCCACGUGGGCGAGGUGCGCGCGCAGCUGCUGGAGCUGCCCUACGCCGGGAAGGAGCUGAGCCUGCUGGUGCUGCUGCCUGACGACGGCGUGGAGCUCAGCACGGUGGAAAAAAGUCUCACUUUUGAGAAACUCACAGCCUGGACCAAGCCAGACUGUAUGAAGAGUACUGAGGUUGAAGUUCUCCUUCCAAAAUUUAAACUACAAGAGGAUUAUGACAUGGAAUCUGUGCUUCGGCAUUUGGGAAUUGUUGAUGCCUUCCAACAGGGCAAGGCUGACUUGUCGGCAAUGUCAGCGGAGAGAGACCUGUGUCUGUCCAAGUUCGUGCACAAGAGUUUUGUGGAGGUGAAUGAAGAAGGCACCGAGGCAGCGGCAGCGUCGAGCUGCUUUGUAGUUGCAGAGUGCUGCAUGGAAUCUGGCCCCAGGUUCUGUGCUGACCACCCUUUCCUUUUCUUCAUCAGGCACAACAGAGCCAACAGCAUUCUGUUCUGUGGCAGGUUCUCAUCGCCAUAAAGGGUGCACUUACCGUGCACUUGGCCAUUUCCCUCUUCCUGUGUCCCCAGAUCCCCACUACAGCUCCAAGAGGAUGGGCCUAGAAAGCCAAGUGCAAAGAUGAGGGCAGAUUCCUUACCUGUCUGCCCUCAUGGUUUGCCAGCAUGAGUUCAUGAUGCUCCACACUCAGCUCUUCCAUACUGACCACUCACUUAUGCUACUUAAUCAGAAUCUUGAGAAAAUAGACCAUGAUGAUUCCCUGUUGUAUUAAAAUUGCAGUCCAAAUCCCAUAGGAUGGCAAGCAAAGUUCUUCUAGAAUUCCACAUGCAAUUCACUCUGGCGACCCUGUGCUUUCCUGAUAUGGCGAAUACAUUCCUUAACCCGCUGCCUCAGUGGUAAUAAAUGAUGCUAGAUAUUGCUACUAUUUUAUAGAUUUGCUGGUGCUUAGCCUUAUAAAAAAGGUUGUAAAAUGUCCAUUUAUAUUUUAUCUUUUUUUUUUUUUUUCUGAGACGGAGUCUGGCUCUGUCGCCCAGGCUGGAGUGCAGUGACGCCAUCUCGGCUCACUGCAAGCUCCGCCUCCCGGGUUCACGCCAUUCUCCUGCCUCAGCCUCCCGAGUAGCUGGGACCACAGGCACCCGCCACCACGCCCGGCUAAUUUUUUGUAUUUUUUAGUAGAGAUGGGGUUUCACCGUGUUAGCCAGGAUGGUCUCGAUCUCCUGACCUCGUGAUCCACCCGCCUCGGCCUCCCAAAGUGCUGGGAUUACAGGCUUGAGCCACCGCGCCCGGCUAUAUUUUAUCUUUUAUCUUUUUCUUUGACAUUUACCAAUCACCAAGCAUGCACCAAACACUGCGUUAGGCACUGGGGACACAAAGGGGACAGAGCCAUCCUCCUUUGACACCUGGUCUUCAGUUCUGUGCCCAACGUAUAUAGCUUUGACAACGACCAGGUUGGACUGUUUAAUGUCUUUCCACUUACCACGUAAUCCUCUUGUAGGGAUCACGUCUUUCUUUAUGAUAUUGUAUUUCUCUACCUCUAACAGUAAAAAUUCCAUUCAACCCUUAAAGCUCACUUCAAAUUCUUCUUUGAGAAGUUUUUCCUUUCUCUGCAACCAGAUGUACAUAUUUGAACUCUCUUUGUACUUGGAGGGCACUUCUUUCAUGGUAGUUCUUUUAUUUUUAUUAAUCUCUGUAUCCUUAGAUAGUCCUCCAACAACCAAGGGUUGGGACUCUGUCUUACAUAUCUGGGUGCCCCUCAUAGUGCAGUAAUAAGUAAGUUGAUUAUAUAUGAGCUAUGUAACUUAUAUUUUUAAUGGUUGGAUAUCACUGAGUUUAUUUUUUUUAAGAAUUUUUUUAUUGAGGUAAAAUUCACAUAACAUAAAAUUAACUAUUUUAAAGUGAGAAGUUCAGUGCCACUUAGUAUUGUUAACAAUGUUGCAUAACCACCACCUUUAUUUAAAGUUCCAAAAAAAAUGUUCUCCUCUAAAAGGAAACCCCAUCCCAUUAAGCAGAUACUCUCCAUUCCUUCCUUCCUCCAGCCCCCGGCAACCACCAAUCUGCUUUCUGUCUCUAUGGAUUUAUCUAUUCUUGCUAUUUUAUAUAAAUCGAAUUGUAUGAGACCUUUUGUGUCUGGCUUCUUUCACUUAGUACAAGUUUUUGAGAUUUAUUUACAUAGUAGCAUGUAUCAACACUUCAUUUUUAUGGCCAAACAAAAUUGUAUUAUGUGUUUAUAGCACAAUUUAUUUAUCCACUCAUUCAUUGAUGGACUUUGGGUUGUUUCUGACUUUUGGCUAUUGGGAAUAGUGCUGCUAUGAAUGUUUGUGUACCUGUAUUUGUUUGAAUGCCUAUUUUGCAUUCUCUUGGGUAUAUAUCUAGGAGUGGAACUGCUGGGUCAUAUGUUAAUUCUAUGUUUAGCUUUUUGAGGAACAGACAAACUGUUUUCCACAGCAGUUGAACCAUUCCACAUUCCCACCAGCAAUGUAUGAGAAUUCCAAUUUCUCUCCACUUCCUCACCAACACUUAUUAUUUUCCUUUUCCUUUUUUUUAAAAAAAAUAAGUUAUGGCCAUCUUAGUGGGUGUGAAGUGGUAUCUCAUUGUGUUUUUUAUUUGCAUUUCCUAUGUAAUGAGCUAGAAACUAAAGUACAAACUAGAUGGGACAUCCAGUCCCCUUGAUAGAUAAUGCUGAGUAAAAAAUUAGAUGAAAGACAUUUGCUUGCUUGUUUUUAGAACACGAGUGACAGUUUAUUAAAAAGCUUUAGAGGAGGAAUGAAAACAAAGUGAAGUACACUUAGAAAAGGGCCAAGUGGACAUCUUGGAUGUCAAGUGCCUAGUUCAGUAUCUUUUUUUUUUUUUUUUUUUUUUUUUGAGACAGUGCCUCACUCUGUCACCCAGGCUGGAGUGUAGUGGCAUGAUCUGGGCUCACUGCAACCUCCUCCUGGAUUCAAGCAAUUCACUUGCCUCAGCCUCCCAAGUAGCUGAGACUACAAACACCCACCACCACACCAGGCUAAUUUUGUAUUUUUCAGUAGAGACGGGGUUUCGCCACAUUGGCCGUGUUGGUCUUGAACUCCUGGCCUCAAGCGAUCCGCCUACCUCAGCCUCCCAAAGUGCUAGGAUUACAGGCAUGAGCCACUGAGCCCAGCCCUAGUUCAGUAUCUUUUAUGUAAAUUAUAAACAUCUGCGACAUUAUGUAUCAUAUGCAGAUACUUAUUGCAUUUCUUUUAUUAGUGGUGAAAGUGUUCUAUGCAUUUAUUGGCUCUUGAAUUUCCUCAUCUAUGAAUUCAUUCACACACCUACUUUUCUGCUUCGUUUUUACAUAUGUCUUUGCCUAUUAAAGAUAUUAUCCCUCUGUUUUAUAUUUUCUCUCAUUCUUGUAUUGCCUUUUAAAUUUUGUUAUGAUGUUUCAUUAAUAAACAGUGUUUUGUUUUCCUCUAUAAUCAAAUCUAGAUUUUCCCUUUGUGAUUUCUGACACCACUUCCAUUCUUAGAAGUACUUUUCCAUUCAUAAAGUAGUAAAAUAAAAUAGUUUUUUUCUAAACUUUUAUUUUUGUAAUGAUUUAACUAAUUCACAUGGAAUUUGAUUUUGUAUUAUUGACAUUCAGGAGAAAGCAUAAUUUUAUUUAUUAGCCAAUUUCUGGAUAUUAUUUGUAAAUCUAUUUUUCCCUAGUGUUCAUUCCUAUUUUUCCAUCUUUAUUCUUCUGGUGAACUUUAGAAUAAUUUUCUAAUACCCAAAGUAAUUUUUUUAACUUUCAGUUUUUUGGGGGGAAGGAUUAGCAUGACAUUAAGCAUAUAAAUUACUUGAGUAAAUCGAUGUAUUUACAAUGUUUAGUCAUCUCAUUAAGGAAAAUGAGAAGAGUCUCCAUUUAUUCAAGCACUUUACUACUUCUAUUAAAACUUUUUUUUGGGGCUUUUUUCAAUAUAAGUCCUACACAUCUUUUUUUUCUUGUUAUGGUUAUUUCUAAAUUUUAGUAACAAUUUUAAACAAGAGCAUUUCCCCUGACGUGAUUAUGGAUGGCAUAUAAGUAAACCAUUGAAGCUUAUACAUUUAUCUUGUGCAUGACCAAUUUGGUAUAUAGCCUUUUGGUAAUUUAAGAAUUUUCAGUAAAUCAUCUUGGAGUUCCUGCUAUAUGAUUAUGCAAUAGGCAAACGAUCUUUACUACGUACGUAAUGGUAUAUGCAAAUAAGAAAGAGGACAUCCUUUUAACUGAUACACCCCUAGUGUCUGUUUUUUGUUUAUUGUUUUGUCUUUGUCUUUUUUGCAUUACCCAGGCAGGAGACAACUUUCUGUGGUUUAGAUAUUUGUUCCCCCACAUUUCAUGUUGAAACAUGAUCCCCAAUGUUGGAGGUGGGGUCUAAUGGGAAGUAUUUGGAUCAUGGGGGCAUGAAUGGCUUGGUGCCAUCCUCGAGGUAAUGAGUGAGUUCUGGCUUUAUUUGUUCCCCUGAGAACUGGUUGUUAAAAAGAGCCUGACACCUGCCCUCUGUCUCUUGGCUUUUGAUCUGUUGCCUUGUGAUCUCUGCACAUGGCAGUUCCCCUUCACCUUUUGCCAUCAGUGGAAGCAGCCUGAGUGCUCACCAGAAGCAGAUGCUGGUGCCAUGCCUUUUGUACAGCCCGCAGAACUGUGAGCCAAAUAAACCUCUUCUCUUUGUGAAUUA